AUGGCCAUGGACGCCUCCUGGGCCUGGGGCUCCCUCCUGCCCUCUCCCGUGGUCCUGCUCGCCAUCGUCUGCCUCGUCUCCGCCGGGCUGCUGUACCAGGUCUAUCUCUUCGCUCUGCCCAAGCCCAUCCCAGGAAUUCCAUACAACCUCCAUGCCUCCAAGCGCCUGAUGGGAGACAUACCUGACGUGCGUCGCUCCAAGCACAUGCGACAAUGGGUUUGGUCCCAGCCCCGGGUCCACCGUGCCCCUCUGUCUCAGGUCUUCGUCUUGCCCUUCAGGCGUCCGACCGUCAUCGUCACAGACUACAGCGCCGUCGUGGAUAUCCUGGCCCGUCGGUCGCGUGAGUUCGACCGCGGGCAGCGCGUCAGGGAGAUUGUUGGCCUCAUAGCCCCCGAGUUCCAUUUCACCAUGGAGACCAAGGAGGAGGGCUUCAAGGCUCACAAGGAGCUGGUCAGGGACCUGAUGACGCCGCGGUUUCUCAACGAGGUUUCCUCUCCUCGAAUAUACGAUGCUUUUGCGGCCCUCGUCCACCUCUGGCAUGAGAAGAGCACAAAGGCAGUGGGGCAGCCCUUUUGCGCCAGCCAUGACCUGUACAUGGCCACCCUUGACUCCAUCUGCAGCGUGGCCUUUGGCCUGGACGAGUCGAAGCGCUCGCUAACCCGGGAGAUCGACCAUGUCCGAUCGCUGCCCAUGCCUCUCGCCAGCCCAGCACCCGGACCGCAGGUGUCCCCCGUCAUCAGCGACGCAGCCCCCGUGGAGUUCUCGCGGCCAGAGCCAAACCCGGAGAUCGAGGCGCUGCUAGACAUCCCCGAGAUGCUCUCCAUCUCGCAGAAGAGCGGCUUCCCGUGGAUCGCCCAGCGGCUCGCGCUCCUGCGGCCGAAGCACGCCCGGGCGAUGCGGAACCGGCAGGCCUUGAUCGACACGCAGACGGAGAACAGCCUGAAACGGCUGUUCGCCUGUGGGGAGAAGGAGAUGCAAUGCGCAUUGGACUGGAUGCUGUGGAGGGAGAUGGGCAAGGCCAAGAAGGAGGAGAGGACCCCCGAUUUCCACUCCCCAGUCAUCCGAGACGAGACCUUUGGUUUCUUGCUGGGAGGCCACGAUACCUCGGCCACUGUUCUAUCAUGGUGGGUCAAAUAUAUGGCUGAACAUCCACAUGUGCAGACUCGACUUCGAGCCGAGCUGCGCAAUGGCCACUCGGUAGCCAUGAUGGAAGGGCGAUGGCCGGCCAUGGAGGAGAUCAUCUCCACGCACAUCCCGUACCUCGAGGCUGUGGUCCAGGAGACGCUGCGCUGCGCAUCCAUCGUUACUCUCAUUUCACGCACGACGACUCAGGAUGCACAGGUUCUUGGAUACCACAUCCCCAAAGACACCAGCAUCUUACUAUCCUUGACCGGCCCCGGCCUCACAGAGCCUUCCCUCGAUAUCCCUGUCACGCCCGACCUGGGGACGAAAACCUCACAAACGAACAGUCCCCCGCCCUGGGACAAUUCGGAUAUCCACCUCUUCCGUCCAGAGAGAUGGCUAAAAUCCGAUGAGGAAAAGGGCAUCGAGGUGUUUGACAGCCGCGCUGGCCCCAUUCUAGCCUUUUCCACCGGCCCGCGAGGCUGCUUCGGCCGACGCCUGGGCGAGAUGCAGCUCAAGACAGCCGUGACGCUGCUCAUCUGGAACUUCGAGUUCGGAAGCACCGGACCCCUUGGCGGAAUGGAAAUCAAGGAGAAGUUCGUCAACAUGCCGAGAGACUGCUACGUGCGCCUCAAGCAGACCUAG
Molecule: messenger RNA, 1767 nt
Organism: Clonostachys rhizophaga
Lineage: Eukaryota; Fungi; Ascomycota; Sordariomycetes; Hypocreales; Bionectriaceae
Source: the annotation of a GenBank genome assembly